This is a messenger RNA of Anopheles gambiae (African malaria mosquito), 4804 nucleotides long. RefSeq lists its product as uncharacterized. Gene Ontology annotation, molecular function: RNA binding. The transcript is spliced from 7 exons. The coding region runs from base 136 to 3426 and encodes 1096 amino acids. The record is from RefSeq and is a predicted model, not a curated record. Lineage: Eukaryota; Metazoa; Arthropoda; Insecta; Diptera; Culicidae.
GGCCGCAAAGCGUAAACAAGGGGUGUACGCCUGAUAGUGCAGCAUAUAAAUUCUAUAAAUUUACUGUAAGUUUGUCGUAAAAUCGGCGAAUGAUCGCUAAAAUCUGCCCAAUUAGCUCUUACUUACAGCUACACCAUGGAAGACAAUAAUAAAAACGAAUAUUAUUUCGGCAAUUUGCCGAAAUCUGCCACGGAGGGUGAGUUACGAACCUUUCUCAAAGAUUGUGGAAAGAUAACCGGGUUCGAGUAUCGACUGGCCAAGUGUACCUACUGUCCGACAAAGAUUGCGUACGUAAAGUUUGCUGAAAGUUUGGGUCGGGAAAAGGAACUGGAUUUGAAUAAGCAAAUGUUCAAGGAAAAGCGGCUGUUCUGCGCUAGCACGAGAGCGGAACCGUUCUUCACGCCACUACUCUCCGUUGUAGUCCGCUAUCUGAACGAGCACAUCACCGAGGAAGACCUGUACGCACACUUUGAAGCAGUUGGGUCGGUUGAAUGUGUACAAAAACCAUCGCAGAACUAUGCAUACGUGUCCUUUAAGGAUAACGCAUCCAUAAAGGCGGCAAUGGAGCUGAAGAAGUCGCUGAAGGGCAUUGAACCCUACAUCGUAGAAGUGAAGCGAAAAAUCAGUAUGUUUCUAGAGCAGAAAAAGGCCGUAGCGUAUGCAAGCAUCAGGGACAAGUGCGACAAGCUGGAUCUAGUUUACGAUCCAGACGCGGAACAUGAAACUACAUUGCUUGUGACCAACAUCCCCAGAAACACCGAGGAGGAUGAUGUGGUCGAAUUUUUGGGCAGGUUCGGGAAGAUUGUCGACUGGGAGAUGCAAAAAUCGGCUAGCUGCGUGAUGUCCAACAUUGGCUACGUCACCUAUCAGCAUCCGAAGAUGGCGCGGACGGCAUUUCUGCACGCACCUUUAAACUUUCAGGGCUUUGGAAUGGAGGUGUACAAUCGGUUGCUGGGGUACACGUCGAACCCUUCGGACCAAGCUGUUAUCAUACAGCGCACGAGUGUUUAUAUAACUAACGACGAGAUAUUUGAAACAUUUUCCGAGCAUGGGCGCGUCGAAUACAUACAACGCAUCGAUGCCGUUAAUUACAACACAAUUGUCCGCAUGGACUCCGAGAAGGCGGCCCGGGAUGUUAACCUACUGAAGCUUGUCGCUGGCGAGACGGUGGCGAUACGGCCGUACUCGGCAAAGCGCUACGUAACUCCCACGUACGCUCCUCGCAGCACGGAUACACGCACUCCUCCAAGGCGGACGCGCAAGGAAAACAUGUUACUGCACAUUAACGACAUCGAGGAGCGCAAGAACAUGUCGCUGCUGCCAACGGCGUUCAACCCGCAGUACUGCAAUCCCAACCCGCAGUACUACCGGAACGAGGUGCAGGUUUGGAAUUAUGGGCCGAGGCAAGGUUUGAUAGAGUUUAGAGAUUAUUUUAAAAAAUACGGGACCGUAAUCAAUUUGCGCGAGCUGAAAGAGUACAGCACGUCGCCGAUCCGUGUCGCUUACCUUAGCUUCGAAACCAAGCUGGAAGCGAAGCGCGUUUGCAAGCUCAACAAUUCGUUCAUGUGUUCGCGGCGGCUGGUCAUCCUGAUGGCCGAUCACUGUAUCGUGCAUGAUCCGAAACUGUGUGUGAAAGUAACCGACCUCACGGAAGAAAUAGCCGAUGAGGAUAUUUACGACCGGUUCAGUAUGAUAGGCGACGUCAAGUAUGUAUACCGUCCCAAGGUGGAGGCAGCCAUCGUGUGCAUGGCCAAAGAGAAAUGUCAAGCGAGGGCAAUGAAAGUGAUGUGCGUGGGUCGCUUUUGUGUAACUGUAUCUUCCCUGCCGGGUUCGAACAAUCCUCAGCAGGGAAUGGGAGGUACACAGACCAACGACGGGCCGCCAGGGAUGAUGCAAAAUUCAGCUCCCAUUAACCCUAAUGUGGGUCCGGGAGCUGCAUCUGGCGCUCCUUGGAGCGGACCGGUGCAAAAUGCUCCGAUGGGGCCUAGACCGAUGCGUCCAAUGGGACCGGUGGGUCCGAUGGGUCCGAUGGGUCCGAUGGGUCCGAUGGGUCCAAUGAGACCAAUGGGACCGAUGACACCGAUGGGACCAAUGGGACCAAUGGGACCAAUGGGACCAAUAGGACCAAUGGGUCCUUCUAAUCCAGGUGGCCUCGGUAGCUGGAUACCGCCACCAAUGUCUGGUGGUAUGAGUAGACCGGCUGGACCCAUGUCUGGUGGACCGAUGCAAAUAGGCGGACAGGAAAUUAGUCCGCGGAUGCGAGGUUUAAUGCAAACCGUCGAAGCACAAAUGAUCAAGUGCAAAAACUUCACCUCGCUGUCAAUGGCGAAUCAGUUUAACUUGGUUCGCGACAUAGUCAAUCAAUGCGUCACUUUCCCGUACUUUUUGUCCCUGAGCGGUGAUGAUAAAAUUCGUUAUCUCAUCAACGGAGACAGCGGUUUUCAGCAGUUGAGCAGCUUUACGCUCUUCACGUAUCCGGAGCAGCUGCAGAUGCUAUCGAUCAUUGAGGACUACUACCGUAGCACUAGCGAACCGGGCAGCCUGCCACCUCGAUCAGCCUCGACGCCAUCGAACACGCUCGUAGUGCUGACCAACGAUACUGGUGUGGCGACGCCCUUGCAGGAAUCAGCCCCAAUCGACAGCGAGCAUUCACCGACGGGCGAGCAGGAUGUCGACGACGAUGAUGAUAUUCCACCUGCACCAUCCCCUCCGCCGGCACCAUCGUUUCGUUCCAGAUCGCCAACUCCAACCAAUGACGAGGAUGAAUGGAAAUCUGCUUCCACCGGUUCUAUCAACGGUUCGGAGGUGCAGAAGCGGCUGCUAGAAAGUUUUGCAGCAGCUAGUGCACAAAACAAGCGGGCCAAAACCGGACUGGAUCCGCCCGCUUACAAACGGGCUAAUUGGCCCGAAAGACCAUUCGUGCAAGUUAGCAAUCUUCCGAAAAAAGCCAGCAAGCAGUACGUCGCAAAGCUUUUCAGCCACUAUGGCAAAGUUGAGUUCGUGUCAGAAACGAAAACCUUCACGCCUGAUUCGAAAACGAUGAUCGUGAAGUUCGAAACCAUGUAUCAGGCUUACAUGGCACUGGAGCAAAAUCUGAAGACGGUGCUGGGACGCCUGAUCCGUGUUACUGUCCACGAGACGCGCUACAAAAUGAGUGCGAAUCGUGGCAUAGGAGUGACCUGUAAUGGACCCUAUUCUGAGGUGGAAAUAUUUGAAACGUUCAAGUCUUGCGGAAAUAUCGUUUUCAUGAGAACGGUCGGAACGCCUGGAAAUGAAGUGUGUGUGCUUGACUAUCAGAGCAAAGAUUCGGCGGCCGCCGCGCUCAAGAUAACGUAUCUGCACAACGGAAGCCGAUGCAAAGCCGUGCCCUACAGUCUGCCACCUCCACCAGAAGAAAUGAAUGACGAUAAAGUUGUUUUAGACUAAUUAGCUCAUAACAUUUAUGCAUAAGAUAGUGUUACGCAUUGUGUGCAGUUGAAAAACUGUGAAUGACACGCGGUCGAAAUGCCUGUAAGGCGUGAUUACGAAGUCGUGUGCGAAAUGUUCACUAGGCCAUAAUACGGCCACCGCAAUCAAACAGAAAAAUAUGUUAUUGAUUGAGCAACAGUCGGCGCUCAAUUAAUCCAACCAUCAUUAUGUAGUUGGCCGCACAAUUCAGCAUGUGUCGUAAGCGCGACACAGCGAAGGAUUACUUACUUUAAGAAAUUUUGUUAGACAUAAGCUGUGUGUAGGGAAAGGGACAACUGCAUUAAAAGCAAUUCUUUGUAAUUAUUUUAAUGCAAACAAGACUCUGCCUUUAGGACAUGUGCGAUAUAGAUAAUUUAAAGUAAUAGAUGAGUUCAAAACUGAAACAAGACAAAUAGUCAUUCAUCCACAACCAUCUGGUAAGUAUUUUUAAGAUUACACGGAUAUCAACCGCGAAAAGCAAAAUUAAUGCGCACCGUAAAGGCUUCCCCCGGAUCCGCCAUCAAACACUGGAGAACACAGGGAGUGAAGAACCCGGAAACUGGAAACUAGACACUGGAAACUGGAAACUGGCAACGAACAACAUUACAUCCCACAGCUGCCGAUUGUUGACCGUAGCCAAGAUAGACAGAGUGACAAUGUUGUAAAAUCAGCAUCGUGUUAGAGUAGGUUUGAUUUUACUACUAUUUAUCAUUAACCAAUAAACGGAAGAGUGAGUUACACCGCGAAUAAAAGGAUAAUUACAUUCAAAUCAAUCCAGUACCGGUACUGCUUUUAAACAGUGAAUAAAACAUCGUCUCAUCACUUUCUUUGAAGACUUUAAUGCAGUCUUUUUUAUUUAUUUAUUUUUUUUUGCACGGUUUUGACCAUUUCUUUCUAAACUAUCACACAAUUAGGAUUUCGUUACACUUAAAUCUCGAUUCGCUCUAAAUAAACUGUUUGCGCUUAUUUUAUCUUAUUUUUUUUCGUUUUGCUGUUGCAGCACUAGAACUAAUUGUCGUGUCAUGUUGCUUUCUUACGGUUGCUUGUGUACGGAACCUAAAAUUGUACACAUUAAAACUUAAAUUUCAUUCGAUCAUUUGUAAACAAAACAAAACAAAAAAAAGCUGACGGAUAUUUGUACCACCUUUUUCUAUAUGAGAGUACAACGGACCAUACGAUCCUGUUGUAAAAUGCAAACGGAAACUCUUCUUCUGUGCUGUGCGCGGUGGUGCUGUCCCACCGGUGGUUUUUCUGUAUGAAAUGAGGAGACAAAACACACAGAGAGAACCUUCAUAACCGCACCAACCGCGGUAGCGCCAUCCACCAUCGCGCAAAAGACCGGGUAAAAGAGGGGGGG